Messenger RNA from Egretta garzetta (little egret), 9513 nucleotides. RefSeq names its product dachsous cadherin-related 1 (gene DCHS1). The transcript is spliced from 22 exons. NCBI's taxonomy places the organism in Eukaryota, Metazoa, Chordata, Aves, Pelecaniformes, Ardeidae. The coding region runs from base 1 to 9513 and encodes 3170 amino acids. The record is from RefSeq and is a predicted model, not a curated record. Gene Ontology annotation, molecular function: calcium ion binding. Gene Ontology annotation, biological process: homophilic cell-cell adhesion. Gene Ontology annotation, cellular component: plasma membrane; cell-cell junction.
AUGCUUCUGUUGGAGCUGCUAAUUCUUGGGAGCCUGAGAGCAGGGAAGGGCUCUGCCAUCCUGGGCACGCUGGAUCUACAAAUAGAUGAGGAGCAGCCAGCCGGCACCAUCAUUGGGGACAUCAGUGCUGGCCUGCCCCCUGGAACUAGUGCCUACAUGUAUUUCAUCUCAGCACAGGAGGGCAGCGGUGUUACCACUGACUUGGGGAUAGAUGAGAACACUGGUAUCAUCAAAACCGCUCGUGUCCUGGACCGAGAGACUCGAGACCACUACAGCUUCAUUGCUGUUACCCCAGAGGGCAUCACAGUAGAAGUGAACAUCCAAGUGAAUGACAUCAAUGACCAUGCUCCAGCCUUUCCCAAACAACACAGCACCUUCCAGAUCCCAGAGCACACGCCCGUUGGCAGCAGAUUUCCCUUGGACCCAGCCUUUGAUGCUGACAGUGGCCUACUCAAUACACAAGGCUAUGUGAUUAAGGGAGAGAAUGUGGGGCAGGCAUUCCGCCUGGAAACACGUCGAGGACCCAAUGGGGUCCUCUAUUUGGACCUGGUGGUCAGCAACGUCUUGGAUCGGGAGAACCGUUCAUCAUACUCACUGCUGUUAGAAGCCUAUGAUGGUGGCUCUCCUCCCCGGAGUACCCAGAUGACGCUGGAUGUGUCCAUCCAGGACAUCAAUGACAAUGCUCCUAGCUUCAACCAGAGCCGCUACCAUACUCUCAUCUCAGAGAAUUUGAAACCUGGCAGCAGCAUCCUGCAGGUCUUUGCCUCUGAUGCAGAUGAAGGUGACAAUGGGGAUGUGAUUUAUGAAAUCAACAGGCGGCAGAGCGAUCCUGACCAGUACUUCACCAUUGACUCACGGACCGGAGUCAUCAAGCUCAACAAGGGUCUGGACUAUGAAGUAAGGAAGGUGCAUGAGCUGGUGGUGCAGGCAAGGGAUAAGGCUGUCCAUCCUGAGGUCACCACAGCCUUUGUCACUAUUCAUGUGCGUGACUACAAUGACAACCAGCCCACCAUGACUAUAAUCUUCCUGAGUGAAGAUGGCUCCCCUCAGAUCUCUGAGGGAGCCCAGCCUGGCCAGUAUGUGGCACGCAUCUCUGUUUCCGACCCAGACUAUGGCGAGUACUCCAAUGUCAAUGUCACGCUGGAGGGAGGGGAUGGCAAGUUUGCCCUCACUACCAAGGACAACAUCAUCUACCUUAUCUGUGUGGACCAGCUUCUGGAUAGGGAAGAAAGAGACUCCUAUGAUUUGCGGGUGACAGCUACUGACUCAGGAACACCCCCACUCCGGGCAGAAUCAGCCUUUGUGCUGCAAGUGAUGGAUAUCAAUGACAACCCUCCACUCUUCGACCAGCAGGAGUACAAACAGAGCAUCCCCGAGGUUGUGUACCCAGGCAGCUUUGUCCUGCAGGUGACAGCUCGUGACAAGGACCAGGGUCCCAAUGGGGAGGUGCGGUACAGUAUCGUGCAUGGCCGUGACACCUACUCCAGCUGGUUUGCCAUUGACCCUGCCACAGGUAUCAUCACUACUGCUGCCCCACUGGAUUAUGAGAAGGAUCCUCAGCCUCAGCUGACUGUGCUGGCCACAGACAGGGGAACCCCUGCCCUCUCUUCUUCAGCUGUGGUGCAUGUGGCCCUGCAGGAUGUCAAUGACAAUGAGCCAGUGUUCAGGAGUAAUUUCUACAAUGUGUCGCUGAAGGAGAACACCCCUGUUGGGACCUGCUUCUUACAGGUGACAGCCACAGAUGCAGACAGCGGCAUGUUCGGCUCCCUUUCCUACUCCAUUGGUUCUGGCAUCGGCAGCGUUGUCCCCACGCAGUUCAGCAUCGACAAGCACACGGGGCAGCUGUGCACUGUGCAGCCUCUGGAUCGUGAUGAGGGCACAGCUGCCUACGAUUUCACCAUCACUGCUGUUGAUGGGGGUGGCCUGAACUCCAUGGUGUAUGUGAAGGUUUUCCUGGAGGACAUAAACGACAACCGGCCAGUGUUUUACCCACUGGAAUAUGCUGCCAGCAUCAGCACUCAGAGCAUGCCAGGUACAGCUGUGCUGCGUGUGACUGCCCACGACAAGGAUGAGGGGCUGCACGGGAAGGUGGCCUACCGCAUCGUCCUGGGAAACUCACCCCCUCUCUUCUCCCUCAACAAGGACACAGGUGUCAUCUCCCUCUCGUGGUCCCUGAGCGGUAAAGCCAAUACCCUGGUGCAGCUGGUGAUCUCUGCACAAGAUGGUGGGGGCCUGCAGGCACAGCCAAAUGCCCGGGUGAACAUCAGCAUCGUGGAGGGCACAGUCUCACCCCCCGUCUUCGAGCAAGCUCAGUACUUUUUCACAGUGCCUGAGGACAUGCUGCAGGGUGCCAGUGUGGGGUCUGUCCGGGCCCAGAACCCUCCAGGUCAUGCUGAUGACAUCUUUUAUUCCAUCUCCUCGGGGGAUCCUCAUGGCUCCUUUUCCAUUGACUCUGCCUCCGGGCAGCUCCGCACCAGCCUGCCUCUUGAUCAUGAGUCCCAGGCAGUCCUCAUUCUGGAUGUCCAGGCCCGAAGUGGUUCACCUCCUGCCUAUAGCAACACGCGCGUGAAGAUCUCUGUGUCAGAUGUGAAUGACAACGUGCCCGCAUUCCCAGCCCCCUCCGACUCCAUUCUGCUGCCAGAGGCCACAGAACCUGGGACAGUGGUGUACACCUUGCAGGCCGAGGAUCGUGACAGCGGUGCCAACGGUCAGGUGAAUUUUGAGCUGGUGUCAGGAGGUGAUGGCACCUUCAGUGUGGAGCGCGCAUCAGGGGUGGUGCGACUGAUCGGGGCCCUGCAAUAUGAAGCCAGUGCAGCCUACAGGCUGGCCAUUGUGGCCCGAGACAGCGGCGUUCCUCAGCUCAGCUCCAGCUUCACGCUGCUGGUGCAUGUGCAAGCUGAGCACGACAACGGGCCCAUCUUUGACACACUCACUUACCGCGUGGAGGUGCGGGAAGGUGUGCCUGUCUCCACACGCUUCCUGCAGGUGCGGGCCCUGGCACGUGAUACGGAAUCCAUGACCCUUACCUACCACUUGCGUGCAGAUGGGGAUGCUGCCAGCUUUGGCAUCAUGCCCGAGAGUGGUUGGCUGUAUGUCAAAAGUGCGCUGGACCGGGAGACACGAGACCUAUACGUGCUCACUGUGCUGGCCUCGGCAGGAGGCAGCAGUGCGGGGGGGGAAGCACGGAAAACAGGCACCAGCACUGUACGGAUCAGCAUCACUGAUGAGAACGACAACAGCCCCCGGCUGAGUGAGGAGCGUUACUUCUUCACUGUUCCUGAGAAUCAGGCUCCUGGUGGCAGUGUGGGAAGGGUGAUGGCAAGUGACCGGGAUGCUGGGCAGAACAGCCGGCUCACCUACCGCCUGCUCCAGCACGAUCCCAACUUUCUUAUCCACACACAGACAGGGGACCUCAGCACCAAGCAUAGCCUGGACCGGGAGCAGCAGUCAAGCUACCAGCUCUUGGUGAUUGUGCAGGAUGGAGGAGCACCACCCCGCAGUGCCACAGGAACCAUCUAUGUCACUGUGCUGGAUGAGAAUGACAACGCUCCUGCUUUUCUCCACGUGGCCAGUGGUCAGGAGCUGCCCGUGCAGGUGCUGGAAGAGAAGCCAUCGGGACUUCUCGUCGCCUCCCUGCAGGCCAAGGACCCUGACGAGGGUGAGAAUGGGACCAUCAUCUACUCACUGAUAGGAGCCUGGGCAGAGCGUUUCACAUUGCACAUGGCUACUGGAGAGUUACGGACUGCCACAGUCCUACGCCGGUCUGACCGUGCUGAAUACAUCUUCACUGUGACGGCCAGUGACCGGGGCACGGUGCCUCGCAGUACAUCAGCCAUCAUUCGCGUUCAGGUACUGCCAUCCUCCCGGGUGCUGCCACGGCCUGACGCCACCGUGCUGACCCUGCACCCUCUCGAGGGGGUCAAGCCGGGGUCUGUGAUCGGCUCAGUGGCACCCCCAGAUGCCCCCGUGCGAGGACAGCUGACCUACACAGUGGUAGGAGGCGGUGGGGAUGGCACCUUUGUGGUUGACAGUGUGACAGGGGAGAUUUACGCUGCCCGGGAGUUGGACUAUGAAGCUGGGGCACGACACGUGCUUCAGGUGAGCGCUGAGGACACGCAGCAUGGCUAUCCCUCCAGCCGACUGGUGCUGGUACAGAUCCAUGUGCAGGACUGCAACGACCAGGCGCCCACCUUCCCUGAAGACCCCAUCACCAUCGUGGUGCCUGAGAAUGCCCAGGCUGGCUCGUCCAUCUUCACCUUCCAGGCACUGGACGGGGAUGGAGUGGGUCCCAACAGCCAGGUGCGCUAUGCCCUGCUGCACCAGGAGCCCCCCGGGGCUCCCUUCCAGCUUGCCCCCUCCCUUGUGGGGGUGGGUGCCACGGACCAGGCCCGCAACAUCAGCCAGCGCCGCUCGGCAGCUGUCACAGCCCGUGUGUUUGUGACUGACGAGAACGACAACACGCCCAUGUUCCUCUCGCCUGCUGCUGUCAGUGUCAUGGAGGACCAGCCAACAGGGUUCGUGGUGCUGCAUGUGGUGGCCCAGGACAACGAUUUGGGAGAGAACGGGCGUGUGAGCUACUCCUUGCGAGCAGGCAACAGUGAUGGCCGCUUCCACCUUAACCCCAGCACUGGUGCACUCUCCAUUGUGCGGGCCCUGAACCGGGAGGAGGUGGUGCAGCACAACCUGACGGUGGUGGCCAUGGAUCAUGGUUUCCCACGCCGCUCCGCCACACAGCUACUGUCUGUGCUGGUGCUGGACGUCAACGAUGAGGCUCCCACUUUUGAGAAACCUGAGUAUGAAGCACACAUCAUGGAGAACUUGCCGGCUGGCAGCCCUGUGCUGCAGGUGCUGGCCGUGGACCGGGACCUGGGUGCCAACGGGCAGGUGUCCUACGGGGGUCUCUCUGGGGGGCCGUUCUCCAUCCACCCACAGACAGGGCUUAUUGUCACCACACACAGCCUGGACCGCGAGGAGCAGGAGCAUCAUGUGCUGAUGGUCUAUGCACGGGAUGGUGGCCUGCCCCCCAACCUCUCCAAGGCAACUGUGCGGAUAACAGUUGGGGAUGAGAAUGACCAUGCACCGCACCUAGAGAGUGAGUCCUGCUCUGUGGAGGUCCCUGAGAACCAAAGCCGCGUGGCACUCUACACCCUGCGAGCCACCGAUCCGGAUGGCGGCGAGAACGGGCGCUUGGAAUACCACAUGGCAGAUGGAGACCCUGGGCAGGAUUUCAGCCUGGACCCAGUCUCCGGCGUCCUCUCCACUGCACGUGCCCUUGACCGGGAGCAAGUUGCUUCCUACAGCCUCACAGUGGUGGUGCAGGACCACGGCACCCCCCCACGCAGUGCCACCAUGUCGGUGAACGUGCGGGUGUUGGACCUAAACGACAAUGCACCGGGUUUUGCUCAGGCUGCCUAUGUGGUGGAGGUGCCAGAGGACUUGCCUGUUGGUGCCCUGGUGCUGCAGCUGGUGGCUGAGGACCCUGACGAAGGCACCAAUGGGCAGGUCUCUUACUACCUGGGCAACGAGUCACUUGGCAUGUUCCAGGUUGAGCCACAGAGUGGGCGCAUCAGAAGCGCCCAGGUGCUGGACCGGGAGCGCCACCCCAGUUACAGCUUCCUGGCCAAGGCUGUGGACUCAGCACCAUGGGAGCCCAAAAGCGCAGCUGUCCGUGUCACGGUCACAGUGCGAGAUGUCAAUGACCAUGCCCCUGCCUUCCUGCACAGCCCACUCACUGUCAACUUGUCGCGCCACACACCGCUCAAGCAGGUCGUGGCCACCAUGAGGGCAGAGGACAGGGAUGCAGGCGCCAACGCCUCCAUCCUGUAUCGCCUUGCCACCCCGAACUCUGCCUUUGCAAUCAACUCCUACACAGGGGAUAUCCAGCUUCUGCAGCCCCUGGGCUCACUCAGCCAACGCCAGCGGACGCUGUUUAUCCUGGCCACAGACCUGGGGCAACCGGCACUCUCCUCUACUGGUGUGGUGGUGAUCCAUUUGCAGGAAGAGCCCUACCGGGGGCUGCGCUUUCCCCGGAGCACCAGUGAUGUGGCCCUGCCGGAAAAUGCUGCCCCAGGCACCACUGUGGCAAGCAUCCAAGCCAUGCACACGGGGGGCUCUUCUGGGCGCAUCACCUACAGCAUCGUCAGUGGCAACGAGAAGAAUGCCUUCCUUAUCCAGCCCAGCUCAGGUGCCAUCUCAGUUCAGGACUCGAGCAGCCUGGAUUUCGAGGCCAGCCCCCGGCUGCGCCUUGUGGUCCAGGCAGAGACAGCAGCUUCCUUUGGCUUCAUGGCCAUAAACCUUAACCUGCAAGACGUGAAUGACAACUUGCCACGCUUCCAGCUGCAGAACUACGUGGCGUUCAUCUGGGAGUCACAGAGCUACGACUCACCAGUCAUCCAGGUCCUGGCAGAUGAUCCGGAUCAGGGGGCGAAUGGGCAGGUGACUUACGCCAUCAACCAGUCCCUGCCAAUGGCAGGCUUGUACCAUAUCGAUCCUCAGACUGGCACUAUCACUACAGCUGCCAUCCUGGACAGGGAGAUCUGGUCCCAGACCCGUUUGGUGGUAACGGCAGUGGACAGAGGGACGCCGCCUCUUGUGGGCUCUGCCACGCUGACCGUUGUGGUGAUGGACAUCAAUGACAAUAGCCCCACCAUCCCCUUUCCCUGGGAGGUGCGGGUCCCAGAGAACACGCUGCUGGGCACUCAGAUAGCCCAGCUGACCGGCAAUGACGUGGACUCGGGCCCCACACUCUCCUACACGCUCGUGCUGGAUGGUGACGCCAUGGGCACGUUCAGCGUGCUGCGGUAUGGGGGACGCAUCGCGCUGACAGGGCCGCUGGACUAUGAACAGCGCAGCCACUACACCCUCACCCUGCGUGCCUCCGACACCCGCCACGAGACUGAGGCCAACCUCACCGUCAUUGUGGAGGACAUGAAUGACAACGCACCGACUUUCAGCCAGGGCUUCUAUCAGGUGGCAUUGCCAGAGCACACUCCCGCAGGCAGCACCCUUCUCACUGUGAGCGCAACCGACCCAGACUCGGGGAGCAACGGGGAUGUCACCUUCCGCCUGGCCGUGCCCAGCCCUGACAUUGCCAUCGACCCCAGCAAUGGGACCCUCUUCACCAUCCGGCGUGUGGAAUUCAACACCAGCCAGCCCACCCUGGACCUGGUGGUGGAGGCCAGCGACCACGGCUCUCCCAGCCUCUCAUCCUGGACCACAGUGCAGCUCCAGGUGCUGGAUGUGAAUGACCACAGCCCCAGCUUCCAGGUGCCACGCUACAAUGCCAGUGUCCCCGAGGACCUGCGCCCAGGAACCACCGUGCUGACACUAGAGGCAGGUGAUGCUGACCUCUCCCGGGAGAACGCUGGCUUCGACUACACCAUCGUCAGUGGCAAUGGCGGCAAUGCCUUCCAGGUGGAGAGCCGGGUGGCCUGGGCAGGGGGGCAUCUCCGCACGCAGGGUGCCUUGGUGCUCGUGGAGCCCUUAGACUUUGAGGCCAUCCCAGUCUACAACCUCACUGUGGCAGCCUCAGACCGGGGCCUGCCGCAGCGCAGCACCACGGUGCCUGUGCUCAUCACCGUGCAGGAUGUCAACGACAACCCUCCUGUGUUCGCCCGAGCUGAGUACCGCACGGCAGUGAGCGAGAGCACGCCCCCCGGCACAGAGCUGCUGCGCAUGGUGGCCCACGAUGCUGACUCGGGACCCCACGGCCAUGUUCACUACACCAUCAGCUCAGGUGACCAGCACGGGCUCUUCCAGCUUCAUGAGAGCACGGGGGCCCUGUGCCUGGCACGGCCCCUGGACCGGGAGGCUCAGGCACUGCACGCACUUGUGGUGCAGGCCACAGACAUGCCGGGCGGGCACUUUGCGCUAGUACCCGUGGCCAUUGAAGUGAAGGACAUCAAUGAUAACAAGCCGUACUUCCCAGUGGAGGUGCUGAGUGCCAGUAUGCGGGAGAACCUGCCUCCCGGCACACUGGUCACCACACUGCGUGCUGUCGAUGCAGACACUGGUGUCUUUGGGGAGCUGCGGUACACAGUGCUGGAGCAGCCAGUGGGGGAGCCUGGCAUGGUGGAGGGCCGGGACGCCUUCUCUGUCAACAGCAGCUCUGGGGAGCUGCGCUCCCGACUCACCUUUGACUAUGAACGAGCCAAAGCCUUCCAGCUCCUAGUCAGGGCCACUGAUGCUGGCAACGCUUCUGCCACGGUGACUGUGCGGGUGCUGGUCACAGGGGAGGAUGAGUAUGAUCCCAUCUUCCUGAGCCCCUCCUUCAACUUUGAGGUCCCAGAGGGUGCCCGCAAAGGGCAGAGCAUUGGGCGGGUGCUGGCAACAGAUGAGGACGAGGGGGCUGACGGUGUUGUGCUCUACUCCCUGGCAAAGCCCUCGCCGUACUUUGCCAUCAACCAAACCACAGGUAGCAUCUACCUGCGUGUGGACAGCCAGCCCCAGGCCGGGGCCGGGCGUGCCAAGAGGGAACCGCGGGAGAUGAGCCUGGAGGUGCAGGCACGCAGCCCCCUGCCUGCCUCCCGCUCAGCCUCCGCGCAGGUCACCAUUGACGUCACGCACACCUCCUUUGGGCUGGCUCCAGACCUCAACCUGCUGCUGGUGGCCGUGGCUGCCUCGCUGGGGGUUGUGGUGGUGCUGGCCGCCGUGGCCAUUGUGCUGGCACUGGUCCGCUCUCGCCACCGCCGGGGCCGUGAGAAGCCGGAGGGGGACGGGCCUCUGGGCCGCAGCGGCUCCUUGCAGAAGCUCAGCCGCGAGGAGCCGGCACUUCCCGGGGGCGAGCACAUCUACCACCAGGCCCUGCCGGGGUAUGGGGGCGAGCCAGCAGGGCCCUACACGCGGGGUGGCUCGCUGGAUCCCUCGCACUCUAGCGGCCGAGGCUCUGGCCAAGGCGCCGAGGAUGAUGAGAUCCGGAUGAUCAACGAGUACCCGCGCGUGGCCAGCAUCACAGCCUCCAUGCAGGAGCACAUCUCCGCCCGCGGCCCUGACUCCGGCAUCCAGCAAGAUGCCGACCAGCUCUCUGACAUCUCCUGUGAGCCAGCCGCCCUGGAGAGCGCCCAGUGGUUCAAGAGCAAGAAGGGCUCCGGGCUGCUGCUGCCAGGGCCGCCCCCGCAGCUGUACCGCGAGGAUGGGGGAGAGUUUGCCCGCCUCAAGGAUGAGAGCUCCCUGCGCAAGCCCUUCCCGACCAAGCCCAAGGCAGAGCCCAAGCCCCGCAUUGACCCCCCACCCCUCAUCACCUCAGUGGCCCACCCGGGCGCCAAGUCUGUGCCCCCCAAGCCGCCGGCGGGCAGGACCUUCCCGCACCCGUCCUCCCUGCGCCGCUCACCCAUCAGCCACGAGGGCUCCAUCUCAUCCUCCGCCAUGUCGCCCAGCUUCUCCCCCUCGCUAUCCCCGCUGGCUGCCCGCUCCCCCGUGGUCUCGCCCUUUGGCAUCUCACAGGGCCCUUCUGCCUCCGCCAUCAGUGCUGAGCACUCGCUGGAGCCCCCCGAGGAGGCCGAGCUCAGGAUUUAG